This is a messenger RNA of Dentiscutata heterogama, 171 nucleotides long. NCBI's taxonomy places the organism in Eukaryota, Fungi, Glomeromycota, Glomeromycetes, Diversisporales, Gigasporaceae. The record is from the annotation of a GenBank genome assembly.
ACCACUACCCUUACCGUACCUCAACCUAAUAUAAAUAUUAGCACAAGUAUUUUACCUAGCACCACUCAAACAUCUAGUGUUACCACCACUAAUAGUACAACAUAUCAUAAUAAUAUACCCAGGCCAACAAGAGCAAAAAAUGACCCAAAGAAUCCUCCCCUCUUAUUAUGA